Molecule: messenger RNA, 534 nt
Organism: Parasteatoda tepidariorum (common house spider)
Lineage: Eukaryota; Metazoa; Arthropoda; Arachnida; Araneae; Theridiidae
Source: RefSeq, a predicted model, not a curated record
CAAAUAAUAAAAAAAUUAUAAAAUAUUUUUAGUAGCUGUAACUAACAAUGAAGGCUUUCCUUAUCGCAACUGUGGCCCUCUGCUGCCUCGCUGGUGUUUUCGCCAAGUCUGCAUGCGAAGAACACCGUGAAAGGGAACAGAAAUCCAACACCAAAGUCAAACUGAUCCCCAAAUGCACGCCAGAAGGUGACUAUGAAGCCCUCCAAUGCUUCGAAGGUUCCAGAUUCUGCAUGUGCUGGAGGCCAGAUGGCAGCCACAUUGUUGAUCCCUCACUGAAGAUCAAGACUUGUGCAUGCCACGCUCACCGAGACAAUGAACUCAGACGAUCUGCCCAGGGAAUCAUCGGUAACUUUGUCCCCAUGUGCAACCAAGACGGAACCUACGCUAAGAAACAGUGCCAUGGAUCCAUCGGACUCUGUUGGUGCGCAGAUGAAAGUGGCAAGCCAGUAUCGGACUCUUUGAGAGGAGAUGUUGACUGCUAAUCAGUUUGUACAUAGACCAUCAAAUAAACUAUCACUAGCUGCUCAAGUAUAA